Priceomyces carsonii is the source of this 1968-nucleotide messenger RNA. RefSeq lists its product as uncharacterized. Gene Ontology annotation, cellular component: nucleus. Lineage: Eukaryota; Fungi; Ascomycota; Pichiomycetes; Serinales; Debaryomycetaceae. Gene Ontology annotation, molecular function: DNA-binding transcription factor activity, RNA polymerase II-specific; zinc ion binding; transcription cis-regulatory region binding. Gene Ontology annotation, biological process: positive regulation of transcription by RNA polymerase II. The coding region runs from base 1 to 1968 and encodes 655 amino acids. The transcript has a single exon. The record is from RefSeq and is a predicted model, not a curated record.
AUGUUUGAAAGGCAUAAACUCUUAAAGAAUUGGGAUUCUUUCUCAUUAAUUAACCAUACAUCACUCUCGCAGCCCCCUGUUGAGUGUCCUGAAAGUACAGCGGACUCAAUAAAUUUUACAAAGUUAGAUCUAACCAAGCUAUAUGAAGAUGAUGUCGCUGAAAUAUUUAAAAAAAAAGGCUUUUUGAAAACGGGAAAGAAAAGACAAUUUAGAUCACACUUAGGUUGUGAAGUGUGUAAGAAGAAGCGAAUAAAAUGUGAUGAAAAAAAGCCGAAGUGCUCUAGAUGCAAGAUGAACAGACUGAAAUGUCGCUACAAUUUCGUACUUCGCUUCAAAGAAGACUAUGAGAAAAAAGGGAAAAAGUUUGGCAGAGAAGGGGUUUGGUUUAAGAAUACCCCCAAAAAAGAUAAUGGUCUUUUGGUUCCUCAAAAUAGAACGAGUUACUUUUUGAAUGUUAAAAAUAAGGACCUUAAAUUUAUAAACUUUAAGGAAGAAGAUAUCAAUCAAUCUUUGCAUAUUGGGCGUACCUUAAGUGCCUCGAUAAUACCUGUUGAUGUUUUAGAUUCCACAUCAGAUUCAAGUGUUUUAAAUUUCGCAGUAGCAUACUACGUCGACUUCAUAUCUCCUAUUUUCAAUCCUUUAGGAGACAGUAUACCAGAGAGGAUUGUUAUGUCAAAAUUUCUGACUCAAAGAGAAGUAGUUAUCGAAAAAGGUCUAAGCUUAUCUACUUUAAUAAAGUAUUCACAAAGCAACAGCCAUAUAUUUUAUUUAGUAUCUGCCAUGGGGUGCAUCUACCUUUCUAAAUUGAAUAACUCUUCAGUGUGGUUAAGUCGGUCUCAAACAUUCAAGCAUUUGGGAAUGUUCAAAAUUGGUGAAGCAAUUCGAUUUUUGCAGAAGGAUUCUAAAUCGGCCCCAAGCAGUCCUCUUUCGACUGAUAUUUUGUUAUCUUUUGUAUUUCUAAUGUUAUACGAAGUUGCAAAUAACUGUGACGAAAAAUGGCUGUGUUAUUUAAAGCUAUGUAAGCUAUUACUUUCUUCGGGUAAGUUCGUGUGGCCAAAAAAUACUCUAGAGCAUUCCCUAUUAAGAUUUUCUUUGGAACUCCUAAGCUAUCAAGAAAGUAUGGGUAGAACAGCUUGCAAAGGUUCGAACAGUUUUUUCCUUGCAUUGGAUUACGAAAAAGGGAAAUCAAUGUUACCAAGAAACAUUAGGGAUGGUCCAUGUGUUCGUUGGAUGGGAUGUGAUCUACAACUUGUGAAUAUAGUUUCUGAUGUAACAGAUUUAUCAUUUGAAAGAUGUAAUGGUAGUAUAACAGAAGAACACUAUGAGCUGCUUUGCAUUGGCUUAAGAAAUAGAUUAAAUUCUAUGGAUAAUUACAUAUAUUUUGAUAUUUGUAAUUCCGAAGAGCCAUAUUUUUCUGACAGUUUAAAACUUGCUUCUGAGUCUCAAUUUAGUGAUUCAUUUUUAGAAGGUUCAAUCAGCAAGGAGGCUAUUUGCUUUUUAUUAUCAAAUGAAGUAAAAAGCAAGGCAACUAUCCUUUAUCUAGAGGCUUCUCUACUUUGCUGCUCCCCAGAGGAUACGCAUUUACAACUUCUAGUUUCCAAUAUUUAUAGGAUUCUUCAUUUUAUCAUUCUUCAAAAUGACGUUAAAUGGUCUUCUACCUUAUUAUGGCCAUUGUUUGUGGCAAGUGCUGAGAUAUCGAUUUUUAGUCCAGACUGCGAGGAGCAACGAUAUUUAACGCUAAGUAUGCUAGAUAGGAUGGAGCCCAAGGGUUUGGGAAAUAUCAAUACGGCGAGAGACGUCAUAUUGGGAAUAUGGAAAAAAAGGGAUAUUGAAAACUGUUAUGAAGGGAGCUUUAGAUCCUCAAAAAAAAUGCUUUCUAUGGGUGGUCGCCAUAAAGCUUUAUUGGGGUUUCAGAAUGACUGGGAGAAAUACGUUGCUAACGAAAGUUACAACAUAUCAUUAGCAUAA